AUGUCUCAACAGAACGACGAUCUGGCCUACGGCCGUUACCACGAGUCAGAGCGGGGCUCCGACGGCUCCCGCAGUCUCGGCGACACCUUUAAGAAGUUCCGCGACACCUACAAAAGCCAUCAAGGUUCCUCUAAGCCAUCGAGCCAGAGUUACGGUCCGGGGUCAUCCACACAUCAAAGCGACCAGAACCAGAGUCAAGCCCCAUAUGGAUACAGCCAUGGCGCUGGCGACCAGUCACAACCAUAUCAGCAGCCAUACCAGCAAUCGGAAUAUCAGGGACACGGUCGCCCGCCCAAGGAAGACAAACUUUCGGGCUUCCUGGGUAAGAUUCAAGGAGCCGUCACUGAUUUUGGCUCCGAGUUCGCAACCAAGGUUGGCACAGCCAUCGAUCCACAGGCCUAUGCCCAGUAUGGUGCCAGCAAGCCCACUACUGAGCAUCGCUUUGGCAGCUUUGCUCCCCCGAGAGAGCAAAAUGAUGUGAAGUGGUAUGUGGAUGGUUGCAGUUAUUUCUGGGCCGUCUCGAGAGCCCUGGAAACGGCGCGAGAGUCGAUCUGGAUCCUGGACUGGUGGCUGUCUCCAGAACUCUAUCUCAGACGACCACCGACGAAGAAUGAGCAGUAUCGGCUGGACCGCAUGCUCCAAGCCGCCGCUCAGCGUGGGGUGCGCGUCAAUGUCAUCGUCUAUAAGGAGGUGACUCAGGCCCUGACGCUAUCCUCGGCUCAUACUAAGCAUACACUGGAGAAUCUUCAUCCGAAUAUCUCGGUCUUUCGUCACCCCGAUCAUCUCCCUGACCGCCAGGAGCUGGCGUCGUCCAUCACAUCGUCUCUUCAGAAUUUGUCACUUGACUCCGCCAGUCUGUCAAAAAUGUCUAAGGACACUUUGAAAGGUCUGUACGGCAUGAACGAUGAUGUGAUUCUCUACUGGGCCCACCACGAGAAGCUCUGCCUCGUCGACGGUCAAGUUGCCUUCAUGGGCGGUCUGGAUAUGUGCUUCGGUCGUUGGGACACCAAUCAGCAUUCAAUCGCAGACUUGCACCCAUCCGAUAUCAAUGAAACCGUAUUCCCUGGGCAGGAUUUCAACAACUCACGUGUCCUCGACUUCCAGGAUGUCUCGCACUGGGAGAAUAACCAGCUCGAUCGGAAAACUAUGUCUCGCAUGGGCUGGUCUGAUAUCUCAAUCAGUCUGCAUGGUGCUGUCGUGGAAGACCUCCGUCGUCAUUUCGUUGAACGUUGGAACUUCAUUUACGAGGGAAAGUAUAAGGUUCGCCGAGACACAAGAUACACACCCCUCGCACUCUUCGGACGCCCUCCCUCGUCGACAGGCCAACACAGUACACAGCAGCAGAACAACCCAUCACAGGCCGGUGCUUCACCCCAGCCGUCGACCCAGCCACAGCAGCAGCAAACGGGAACACCUCCCCCUCAAUGGCAGGGUUCUCAACAUUCACAGCCAGCUGCUGCUCCAUCCUACCUGCCUCCCCCUGUGCAGACGUCUGCUAGCCUUCAGCAAAAUCAGCAACAGCCCACCCAGUCAUCGUACCAGGCUUAUCAACCAAAUGCGGCCCAAGGCUCUGCUAGCCAGUCAUCCACUCCAAUUCAGGGCACUCAUGGGCAUAGUCAGCCGCAACAGCAGUAUAACACCGCUUCUUCAUAUAAUCCUGGAAACACUCAGAGCUAUCAGCCACUUCCUAGUCAAUCCCCAGCCCCUAGCCAGAGCUCGCACCAGUAUUCGUACACUGGUGAUUCCUUCCCGCCUCCUCCCCCUGGCCCCCCUCCGAGCCAGUCGUCGUCAACCCAGUCCUAUCAACCCCAGCAGUAUGGCCAGCAGCAGCACGACCAGCAGACCCAGGCUUCUUAUUACGCACCACCUCCUACACAUGUCUCUGGAAGUCCUGUACCGCAGGGUCAGCCACAAAGCCAGACUCCUUACUAUCCACCUCCACCUAGCCAGGAGGCAUCUCACUCUGCUACUCGCGGACUUGGUGAUCAUGUAUAUGGAGGUGAUCAUGAACGAGGCCUUGGAACUCGUGGAUUGCGACAAAAUAUCAGUCAGUAUGGGAACCAGUUACGUGGCGAGUUGGCUGGGCAGAUCCAUCAGUACCAAGAUCGUCUGACCACCUACGGACGGCCGACGUCCCAGAGCCGCGGAAAUAUGUCCUGUCAGAUCGUCCGCAGCUGUGCUAAAUGGAGUAAUGGAAGCCCCCUUGAGCAUUCAAUUCAGGACGCGUACGUUGCGAUUAUCAAGAACAGCCAACAUUUCGUGUACAUCGAGAACCAAUUCUUUAUCACCGCGACGGGCGACUCACAGCACCCAGUGAAGAACAAGAUUGGUGCAGCCAUUGUUGAGCGUAUACUGCGCGCCGCCCGUGCUGGAGAGAAGUACAAGAUCAUUGUUGUGAUGCCUUCUGUGCCUUGCUUUGCUGGUGACUUGCGUGAUGAUGAGACCCUGGGUACCCGCGCUAUCAUGGAAUUCCAGUACAACUCCAUCAACCGCGGCGGAAACAGUAUCUACGAACUGAUCGCCAAGGAAGGUUUCAACCCAAUGGAUUAUAUCCGAUUCUACAAUCUGCGGAACUACGAUCGCAUCAAGAACGGUAGCAUGGUCUCUGCGAUCGAGCUGGAAAGCGGUGUUUCCUAUGAAGAUGCUCGUAGACAGUACGAUCAGCAGGUUGCAGGCCCUGGAGGCUAUGUGCAAGGGCCCCCCGGUGGUGCACCCAGUGCUACACGCAGUGCCUUCGACACUUCUGCUCCAUACCCGCAGUACCAACAGGCCGCUCAGCAUCAGACCCAGGGAACCAAGGGCACCGGUUCUGAUCGUUGGGACACUGUUGCAUCAUGCUACAUGCUAGGUGGAGAGGACAUUCGCAAUGUCCCAUGGGACGGCCACCCCGAUGCUGAGAUUGACGCUUUUGUGAGCGAGGAGCUCUAUGUGCACUCCAAGGUGAUGAUUGCCGAUGACCGAAUUGUCAUCUGCGGCUCCGCAAACCUCAACGAUCGUUCCCAGUUAGGCGACCACGAUUCCGAGAUCGCCGUCAUCAUUGAGGACUACACCCCGGUCCAGUCUAGCAUGAACGGAAAGCCCUGGAUGGCUAGUCGGUUCGCUGCGUCUCUGCGCCGGGAAUUGUGCCGCAAGCACCUGGGUCUGUUGCCCCCACAAGACUACAAGCGGCCUAACGCCAACUAUGAGCCCGUUGGUGUGCCCAAUCAGUUCGAUCUGGACUGCCCAGAGAGCAAGGUCGUCGCCGACCCGCUCUCCGACACGCUCCAGAGCCUCUGGAACUCUCGCGCCCGCACCAACACCGAGGUUUUCCGCAAGGUCUUCCACGCUGUUCCCGACGACUGUGUCCGCAACUGGGCCACGUACAAGGAAUUCUAUGAGUACUACUUCCACGGCGCGGACCGGGAUGCCGAAGGCAAGGAGGGAUUCCACCGACCGGCGCGGUACCAGUGGGGCCAUGUCGUGCGGGACGAUUUCGCCCCUGGUGCGGAGGGCGCAAAACAGGUUAAGGAGCUGCUGAGCCAGGUGAAGGGCAAUCUUGUCGAGAUGCCGCUCAUGUUCUUGUGUGAGGAGGAUAUUGCGAAGGAGGGCUUGACGCUGAACGACCUGACGGAACCGCUUUACACCUAG
This is a messenger RNA of Penicillium macrosclerotiorum, 3627 nucleotides long. RefSeq names its product putative phospholipase D (PLD) (gene pld2). Lineage: Eukaryota; Fungi; Ascomycota; Eurotiomycetes; Eurotiales; Aspergillaceae. Gene Ontology annotation, biological process: intracellular signal transduction; cell motility; phosphatidic acid biosynthetic process. Gene Ontology annotation, molecular function: D-type glycerophospholipase activity. The record is from RefSeq and is a predicted model, not a curated record. Bases 1 to 3627 code for a protein of 1208 amino acids. The transcript is spliced from 4 exons.